This is a messenger RNA of Oppiella nova, 1168 nucleotides long. Lineage: Eukaryota; Metazoa; Arthropoda; Arachnida; Sarcoptiformes; Oppiidae. The record is from the annotation of a GenBank genome assembly.
AAAGUGAGAAAACUUUUUUUGAUAUAAAACUCGAGAAGAGAUGGCAGCGAUUGCGGCGAAAGUACCGACUCUGACACUGAACGACGGCAGACAGUUCCCCAUCGUAGGUCUGGGCACUUAUGAGGCACCUCCCGGUGUGGUGGAGAACGUGGUGCGGGUGGCGGUGGACGCCGGCUAUCGACACUUCGAUUGCGCCGACUUCUACGAGAACGAGCACGAAGUGGGUCGGGCUCUCAGGGAUGCCAUCCGUGAGGGCAAAGUGACGCGCGACCAGCUCUUCAUUACGACCAAAGUGUGGCCCAAUUGGCACGGGAGGGGUCGACCCACUCUGAGUGUUCAGCGGAGUCUCAAGAACCUGGGUCUGCCAUACGUCGACCUAUUGCUCAUCCAUUGGCCCACACCUUUCAAACAGGUGGACAACGACUUCUACCCCCAGGACGCCAGUGGACAGGUGUUGUUUGAUGAGUCCAUACAACUGGUCGAUGUCUGGAAGGAAUUCGAGCAAAUCAAGAGAGACGGUCUGACGCGCUCUAUCGGUGUCUCAAACUUCAACUCCGAGCAGAUCGCGGACCUCAUUAAGAACUCGUCUACCGUUCCUGCGGUCAAUCAAGUGGAGUGCCACCCAUACCUAAGCCAAGAGAAACUGCUAGAGUGGUGCCGCCAACGGGGCAUCCAUUUGACGGCGUACUCACCGCUGGCCAGGACUGGAACCGCCGAAGAGAAGAACACCACUUCGCCGCUCGACAUACCGCUGAUCAAGGAGUUGGCGGCCAAGUAUGGCGUGAGUCCGGCAGCCAUUUGCAUCAAAUGGCAGACACAACGAGGAGUGGCCGUCAUUCCCAAGAGCGCCACCAAAGAGAGGAUCGUCUCUAAUAUCAAUAUAUUUCACUUCAAUCUGACGGACGGCGAAGUGAAAGCAAUCAAUGGUCUGAACAAAGACUGGAGGAAUAAUACGUGGUCUCAGUUCGGCAUUAAUAAGAGUAAGAACUGGCCCUUCAAUAUACCCUUCUAAGGGGUUCACCGGUUAUACCGAUAUAUGAAUUAUAGUUCGUCUAAAGCCUUAUACGAGCAGUCAAUCAAACAAUAAAAGUGCAAUAAAUGAGAAAUUAAACAAAAAUAUUAUGUUUUAUUGAUUUCUAAAAGUUAUAAAAGUCGUGUUUUAAUAGAG